UUUAUAUGUCUGGUAUUAAUAACCAGUGUCAUCAGAUUCUUGGCCGACUCCAAACGAAUCCCAGCCGAAAACCAAUGUCCCAAGCGGAAGAAGAAGAAGAAGAGGUGGGGAAGCUAGCCAUCCGGUUAGCGAGCGCUACGGUUCUUCCGUUGGUGCUGAAGUCGGCGCUUGAGCUCAACGUCAUCGACAUCGUAUGCGACGCCGGUGCCGGCGUAUUCCUCUCAUCCUCAGAGAUUGCGGCCCGGCUUCCCACCCGGAACCCCGACGCCCCAAUCCUCCUGGACCGCAUGCUUGCUCUUCUCGCCACCCACUCCAUCCUCCACUGCUCUCUCAGGACCGUCGUUAACGGGGAAGUUGAGAGAUCGUAUGGCGCCGGACCCAUCUGCAAGUUCCUCAAAAGGAACAAAGAUGGUGGAUCUGUGGCUCCGUUGUUUCUCUUGCACCAUGAUAAGAUCUUCAUGGAGAGCUGGUAUCACUUAAAUGAUGUAAUCCUAGAAGGAGGAAUUCCUUUCAACAGGGCCUAUGGAAUGACCGCAUUUGAAUACCCAGCAACAGAUCCAAGGUUCAACCGAGUGUUCAACCAGGCCAUGUCAAAUCACACAACCUUGAUCAUGAAAAAGAUACUUGACGCUUACAGAGGGUUUGAAGAACUCAAGGUGCUGGUUGAUGUGGGUGGAGGCAUUGGAGUUACCCUUAACCUCAUAACUUCCAAGUAUCCCCACAUUAAGGGCAUUAAUUUUGACUUGCCUCAUGUUUUAGUAGAUGCACCCUCAUAUCCAGGUGUAGAGCAUGUUGGUGGAGAUAUGUUCGUAAGUGUUCCAAAAGGAGAUGCUAUUUUCAUGAAGUGGAUACUUCACGAUUGGAGCGAUGAGCUUUGCUUGACACUUCUCAAAAACUGUUGGAAAGCUCUUCCUGACUCGGGAAAGAACCACUACGAGGUUCGUGGGAUGAUUCUUUACAAAUUAACCGGAGCAGAUCGUUGAGUUGGAGUUCCAGGGUACCACUCCAAAAAUGAGGAAUCAAACGGUAGAAAGCCCAAGUUCAAGCAAAUGAAAUAAGAAAGUGGUUCAAAGCUAAGCUCAAAGGAUGUUAAAGUUCAAAGAUUGACAUAUUCUCUGAAAGCUUAAAGUUUGACAAAAUAUUAUGAAGUUCAAAGUAUGUUUAAAGCUCAAAUAAAGGACUCAAAGUAAGGACAUGCAUGAAAACUCCAAGAGUUGAAGAAUAUAGAGUUUUAAGGAAGUUUUCAUGUAAGUACUUCAAGUAAAACUCAAUAUAAAAAGUAUUGAAGCUCUUUAAGGACAAAUUAAAAAUCUUAAGAAACCAUUUUUAAAGACCUUGAAAUAUAAUUUCCAAAGUUAUAAAUAAUGAAGGUCUCAAAUGAAUAGAGUUUUCAAAGUCAAAUCUUUAAAAACCAAUAUUUUUGAAAGCUCAGUCGCCUGCCCAACAUUCUCAGGCAACUGACCAUUUUUGUGUUUUUUAAGAACAGGCAGACAGAAAGGUGUUAGGCGCCUGAUGGUAGCCUAAGAGGCAUCUGCCUUGUCAUCUGAGGUGCCUGCCUAUGUUUUGACAGGCAACUACAUGUAUUCUGAUUUUCAAAAAUAACUAAGACAGGCGCCUGACUAGUCGUGCUAGGCGAUUGCCACUCGAGGGAAUUUUAAAUAUUGCCAACGGGAAAAUUUUUAAAAUUGGUUUCUUGGGUUCCAAUCUUUUUGUAAACUUGACCAACACUCCAAAUAAACUUGGGGAGUAAGGAAUUAACUUUUUAAACUCUAUAAAUGGCCCCCAAGACUAGGAUUUUAAUCACCAAAAAAAAAAUUCAGCAAUCUAAUACUCUCAAGUGCUUUCAACUCUCAAAGGCUUUCUUGCACACAUCUUGCUACUUACUCAACUGAGUUGUUGCUAAUCAUCUCACAUGAAAUUAUGCUUUAAAGUCUGAAUCUUUCGAUCAAAGGAAGAUUAAUCCAAUGAUAGAAUUUCAUUGAGCUUCAAUUUCUUUAUAUUGAAUUUACAUUGAAGUAUAUUAUACUGAUUGUUGUACUAACCUACUCUAUUUGAGAGUGUAUCUUGUACACAAGUUCUCUUCUUUUUGUUUCUUGUUUCUUGAUGGUUUAGGGUUGUUGGAUCGUUGUAACCAAGCAUGAGGUAUUGCUUGGAGAGGGAUCUCUACCUGUAAAAGAGGGAAUUGUAAAAGGUUUGCUCCACCCAGAAAGGAUUGUCUAGUGGAAUACUUUGGUGAUAUUGGCCAAAGGCGAGAACAUAGGUUGGGGAUAAGCCAAACCUCGUAAAAAUCUCGAUAUUCUUCUUUCCCUACUCUUUAUUUUCAACACCUUUAUAUGUUGUAUUGUAUUGUAUGCUAAGUGCAAGCUGCAGAGAAGAAAAGUAAAAUUAAAAAGAAGACUCUUAAUAAAAAGAAACUAUGUUUUGAUUAACACUUUGCGAAAA
Messenger RNA from Malania oleifera, 2442 nucleotides. Its product is annotated as caffeic acid 3-O-methyltransferase-like. NCBI's taxonomy places the organism in Eukaryota, Viridiplantae, Streptophyta, Magnoliopsida, Santalales, Ximeniaceae. Gene Ontology annotation, biological process: methylation. The transcript is spliced from 6 exons. The record is from RefSeq and is a predicted model, not a curated record. The coding region runs from base 6 to 983 and encodes 325 amino acids. Gene Ontology annotation, molecular function: S-adenosylmethionine-dependent methyltransferase activity; protein dimerization activity; O-methyltransferase activity.